AUGACGUCGCUAUUUGCAGAGUUCAAGAAGGCUCAGUCUACGGGCUCAGGCGAGGCGCUGGCGGCAACGCUGAACCCCGUCGACAUACCGCGUCUGCGGGCGUUCUACAAUACCACCAACAGCCUCAGCGUCGCCUCAGAUAUCAGGUACGGCCUCCUUCAGGACCGAGUGACGGGAACAAAGCUGCCCAAGCAGGAAGGCAAUGCCUGGGUCGACAUAUACAUUGCCUUCUGGAAAGCUGCCGGAGAGCUGGUAAAGCUCGAUGACCCCAACUUCACCCUGAGUGGCAGGGGAACCUGGACGGCUCUCUUUGGCCACUGGAAGGACAUUGCAGUCCUGCUGAAUACAAACUACUCGAGUUCCACCCUGGAAGCCUGGACUCUGCCUGUUUUAUACGUGGUUGGCAAGUAUCUGCGGAUAUUCGCGAUCAAGGCCGAUGCAGAGGCCGCGCAGGAUCCCACCUCUACUUUUAACGAUGGAUUCCAAGACGACAUUGUUGGAGACGUGAGCAAGAAUGCAAAGCUGGAAGAGACUUCACGGAUAAUCAGCAGAAUGUACACUGUGUGUCUCCAUGACAGGUAUGCAUUAGAUGUUGUUCGUCUUAUUGUCCUUCCAUCGUCUGGUUGUAUUCUGAGUUUUCUCUUUGUAUCUAAUAGGGCCCCUAUCGAAGAAUCUCGUAAAUGGGGAGUUUAUAACACCAUCAAUCUUGCGUUUAAGACGUACUUCAAGCUGGGCUCCAUACCACCUUGUAGGAACUUGCUCUCCGCAAUGAAAGCAUCCCAGGCCGAACUACCGCCCAUGGAAUCCUUUCCUAAGUCUCACAUCGUCACCUUCAAGUACUAUCUCGGUGUCAUCUGCUUCCUAGAAGAAGGUUAUGUAGAGCUGCCUGGGAACUUUGCCGCGCGGAUUCACAUCGAAACAGAGAAAAGACUGUUUGGCCCACUCAGCAAAUGUAUCCGUAAAGGAGACCUGGCUGGUGUCGAUGCAGCUAUGGCCGGCAGUGAAAACGAAUUUGUCAAGCGACGGAUCUACCUCCCCAUUGAACGAGGUCGGGAUCUCGCUAUUAGAAACUUAUUUAGAAAAGUAUUCAUUGCCGGUGGGUAUGAUCCGCCAGUAAACGGUCAACCACCCAUCAGACGGACGAGAGUCCCAGUCAAAGAGUUCGCAGCUGCAAUGAGACUAGGCACAGGAAACACGCAGCAGAAAUCCAAGGUGGACUUGGAUGAAGUUGAGUGCUAUCUCUCAAAUAUGAUUUACAAGAACCUUAUGAAGGGAUACAUCGCCCGUGAGCGAGGAAUAGUGGUGUUAAGUAAGGGUGGCACAGCAUUCCCUGGCACUGGCGUAUAG
Molecule: messenger RNA, 1347 nt
Organism: Trichophyton verrucosum HKI 0517
Lineage: Eukaryota; Fungi; Ascomycota; Eurotiomycetes; Onygenales; Arthrodermataceae
Exons: 5
Coding region: 1-1347 (448 amino acids)
Biological process (GO): post-transcriptional tethering of RNA polymerase II gene DNA at nuclear periphery; transcription elongation by RNA polymerase II; poly(A)+ mRNA export from nucleus
Cellular component (GO): transcription export complex 2
Molecular function (GO): RNA binding; double-stranded DNA binding
Source: RefSeq, a predicted model, not a curated record